Molecule: messenger RNA, 4052 nt
Organism: Cynoglossus semilaevis (tongue sole)
Lineage: Eukaryota; Metazoa; Chordata; Actinopteri; Pleuronectiformes; Cynoglossidae
Gene: tp73
Product: tumor protein p73
Exons: 12
Coding region: 626-2431 (601 amino acids)
Biological process (GO): apoptotic process; regulation of transcription by RNA polymerase II; protein tetramerization
Cellular component (GO): nucleus
Molecular function (GO): protein binding; RNA polymerase II cis-regulatory region sequence-specific DNA binding; DNA-binding transcription factor activity, RNA polymerase II-specific
Source: RefSeq, a predicted model, not a curated record
CAUUCCAUUGAUUUAUAUUAAUGCAAUUAUUUGGUUUAAUGAUAUUGUGUCUAAUUAAAUUUUAAAUCAACAGUUUUUCUUUUUAAACUAUUGAUUAAUUGAUUAUAUACUAUACUUGGAACGGGACUCUGGCCUUUGAACCUUUGCUCUUUCAUGUGUUAUCCUCUGUUUCCUCUCUCUCUUUCUCUCUCUCCCUCUCUUUCUUUUCUCUCUCUCUCUCUCUCUCUCUCUCUCUGUCAGACCAGACAGUGUUUACUUUGUGCAGGCCUUCUCUAGGUGUUUUGGAGCAUGUGUAUACAUGUGCCCCAGCAUUGCCGUCUAUGUCCGGGCAUGCCGUAAUUAGAAUGUCGUACCAUUUUUUGGGUUCCCAUCCCUCUCUCUCUCUCUCUCUCUCUCUCUCUUUCUCUCCUCUUGUCUUAGUCUAUCGUUUCUCCAACUCCACAACAGUCCUCACCUUUUCCCUGUCCUGGCUGUACAUGUGUCUGUGUGAGUGUGUGAGUGAGUGUGAGGUUUGUCCACUGAAACACACUUUUGAACUCUCAGUGUGGACCUGCAGUGUCUUUGCCUUAGUGUGUCUGGAGGUUUUUGACUGAAAGGUUGACAAAUGAGACCAAAGCACUAAAGGAUGUACUACGUGAAAAAGAAGUCCCAGUACAACUUGCUGAGCAGCAGCAUGGAGAGCCUGGGGAGCCGCGCAACGUCCGCCAGCCCCUAUAGCUCCGAAAACGCCUCCUCAUCGGCCGUGCCCACCCCCUCACCCUACUCACAGCCCAACUCCACCUUUGAGGGCCUGUCACCUGCUCCUGCCAUCCCCUCCAACACCGACUACCCCGGUCCGCACACCUUCCAGGUGUCCUUCCAACAGUCCAGCACUGCCAAGUCUGCCACAUGGACCUACUCCCCACUGUUGAAGAAACUCUACUGUCAGAUUGCCAAGACCUGUCCGAUCCAGAUCAAACUCUCCUCCCCGCCUCCACAUGGCAGCAUCAUCAGAGCCAUGCCAGUCUACAAGAAGGCGGAGCAUGUCACAGAAGUGGUCAAACGCUGUCCUAACCAUGAGCUGGGACGUGACUUUAAUGAUGGUCAGGCAGCACCAGCCAGUCACCUCAUCAGGGUGGAGGGAAAUAACCUCUCUCAGUACGUGGACGAUCCUGUCACAGGCCGACAGAGUGUUUUUGUGCCAUAUGAGGCUCCACAGGUGGGCACCGAGUUUACCACCAUCCUGUACAACUUCAUGUGCAACAGCAGCUGCGUGGGGGGCAUGAACAGAAGACCCAUCCUCAUCAUCAUCACUUUGGAAACAAGAGAUGGUCAAGUCCUGGGCCGAAGGUCAUUCGAAGGACGAAUAUGCGCCUGUCCUGGCAGAGAUCGUAAAGCUGAUGAAGACCACUUCAGAGAACAGCAAGCCCUGAAUGAGAGCGUGUCCAAAAAUGGCAACGUCAACAAGCGCAACUUUAAACAGAGUCCGACAAAUAUUCCUAGUCCAAACAUCAACAUGAGGAAGAGACGACAUGGAGAGGAAGAGAUUUAUUAUAUUCCUGUUCGUGGCAGAGAGAACUUUGAGCUGCUGAUGAAGAUUAAGGACAGUUUAGAGCUGGUGGAGUUGGUGCCACAGCAGUUGGUGGAGUCCUACAGACAACAGGCACAGCAGCAACUGCUGCAGAGGCCGUCUUACUCUCCACUGUCCAACAUGAACAAACUUCACACACACGGCGGACUGGGCAAAGCUCCCUCAGCUAACCAGCUGGUGGGGCAGCAGCUCCAGCAACACCACACUGCCCCCACCUCUGUGGGUCAUAUGGGAUCCAACAUGCUCAACAGCCACCACAUGCAGGCCAACGGUGACAUGAACGGUGGCCACAGCAGUCAGACCAUAGUGUCUGCCUCCCACUGCAGCCCACCGCCUCCAUAUAACCCUGACCCCAGCCUCGUCAGUUUUCUUACCAGUCUGGGCUGUCAGAACUUCAUUGAGUACUUCACCUCACAGGGCCUUCAGUCUAUCUACCACCUUCAGACUCUCUCCAUGGAGGAUUUAGGCGCUCUGAAGAUUCCAGAGCAGUCCCGUCUUGUCAUCUGGCGAGGUCUGCAGGACAUGAAACAAGGUGUUCCAAUUCAACUCCCAACUUCAACUCAUCACCAUGACUACAACAGCCAACCACUGCUUCGCUCCAGCAGCAACAUGGCUGCCUCAGCCAUGGCAGCUAUUGGAGCUGCGGGUGGGGAACUGCAGCGUCAACGUGUAAUGGAGGCGGUGCACUUUCGUGUCCGCCACACCAUCACCAUUCCCAACAGAGCAGGUGUGGUGGGAGCAUCAGGGAUGGCCUCGGCUGCAGAUGAGUGGGCCGACUUUGGUUUUGACAUGCCCGAUUGCAAAAUGUCACGUAACAAGCACUCGAUCAAGGAGGAGUUCAUGGAAAGUGAGGUUCACUGAGCCUGAGGACAACUGCUCUGGUACCAUUUUGUUUUAUAAUCAGCCAAUUAUUGGAGUAAAAAAAGUGGAAAGAAACUUUUUAUAUCCAGUCGUAUGUUGCUGCUGUAUUUCAUUUGGUGUUUAUGCAGAUAAUCCAUUUUUUUUGUAUGUGGUCUGUAUGUUUAGUGUAUUCUAACACUUCCUUGUGCUGGUACUUUGUGCUUAAGCAAAUGCUCCAUCCAGAAGACCAAACAAAUGAUAGAAGCAAGGACAUGUUAUGUCUACACAUCAAACACCACUGUGACAAUGCAGUUGUUAAGGAGAUAUCGAUGAACAGAAAACACUGUUGGACUGUAUUUUAAAACACAAAAAUGUGUUGUACAAAAAAAGAAAGAUUAACGUAUCUGGGUAUCCAGAUGUUUUCUGGUCCUACCUGUGCAAUAGCAGACUGUACUUUUUUGUCAUCCACAUACAUUUAAGGUCAAGUGUAGCAACAUGACAACCGCAAAAAUGUAUAUAUCAAGUUCUCAGCUGACCUAUUUAUUGUUUUUAUUAUCAUAAAGUUCUUGUGCAAAUGUAUAUACUGUACUGCAACAUGUAAAUGUUCCAAUCUACAUUUGGUGAAAAAUAUAUGUUAACAUUAAUACAAAUGUAUCAACUCUUUCAAACAGGUUAAUGUUGAAACUGUUAUAAAAAACAUAUCGGUGAAUGGAACUCUUGCAAAUGUAUGUUUCAUGAAAACCAAUGCAAAUUGCCAGACGUAGGUAAUUCCCCCAUGUACACAGAAGCCCAAUAUUUACGCUUGAACAUUCACAUGCUUAUGAUUACACUUACUGGUCAAGAUACUGUUAUGUAAACUAUCGUUUGGCGUAUGCCAAAUGCCGUUCAACAUGUUGCCUGUUUAAAAAUGAAACAACAUGUAAUGUCAUUAUAUCCAUUAUUUUACGUAUAUGCCACGUAUAUAAACAGUAUUAUGUCUUAAUUACAGGGAUUUAAUCUGAUUUGUGAAUAAUGAAUCAAAAAAAGAGAAACCUGCAAAACAAGACACUAGAAAAGUAGCAUCUCUGUGUAUUUCAAAAACCUUGCAAGACAGGAUUUUUUAUUGAUGAUAAAUAGUGUCGUACCACGUGUGCUUCAUGACAGGUCAUUGUGGACAUUUAAUUGCGACAUUCCAAUUUUAUUCUUAGAUUGCCAGUGAAUAUAUUUAAACAUGUUGCAAACCGAGGAUGGUUUUAAAUUUGUGUGUAGUAUGUACCUGACUUUGUAGCAGUGACCUUCUAUAGUUGACAGACCCACUUACCAACAACUGGUCAGAAAUAGAGCACUUUAAUGUUUUAAAAUUAUUUAGGAUCAUUUUGUGCUUAUGAUCAGUAUUAUACAUUAUCCUUAUGUAAAUAUUGCUUGUACUUUGUUUUGAUAUUCCAGGUGAUCUUUUAUAUAAAUAAGUGUGUAACUAUUGUUCUUCAAUGUCAAAAUGUACCUUUCUUUAAUGUCUCUUAAUUAAAGUAAAGAAAAAAGUUCAAGACAAUGUGAGUUUUAUACGAUUCCUCAAACAAGUCUUCUUGGCACUGUCAUACAAAGAGAAAGAGAGGCAUGCUUACUGUUACCAUUUCAAGGCCUAAAGUCAAAUUAGAUGAUAACU